Messenger RNA from Phalaenopsis equestris, 1554 nucleotides. RefSeq lists its product as uncharacterized. Lineage: Eukaryota; Viridiplantae; Streptophyta; Magnoliopsida; Asparagales; Orchidaceae. The coding region runs from base 195 to 1316 and encodes 373 amino acids. The record is from RefSeq and is a predicted model, not a curated record. The transcript is spliced from 6 exons.
ACCCCAAUAUCGUCUUCCUCCUCUUUCCACCGGCCCCAUUCCUUGCGAUUUUUCUUCCCCUCUUAACUUCGACUUUAGCAGAUAAAGGAAUUUAGCAUCACAAUUCUUCGUCGUCUUCUAGCAGGCGAUUCAAAUUAACUUUUUUGAAAGUUCGAAGAAUACAAUCUCGGGUUUUGGUUAUAGGUUUUCUCGAAAUGCUAGGAGCAACGUUGCAGAUUGCACGCAGCCACGGGGAAGAUCGGCUCUAUAGCCCCUCCAAGCCCUGGCGAGGUUACCACCAGCAUCUCCAGUAUCUCUGGAGGGCCCGAAGCAGCAGUUCCACCGGAGUUUGGUCCGUUCCUCCUCUAGUUUUCAAAGAGAAGGUUUCCAUUCCCGAGUCCCGUGAGCCGGAGAAUCGAACUGGAUCAGAAGUAGGUCCAUCAAAUUCUCAAACUGUUUCAACUUCUUCUCUGUGCUCGUCUUUGGAAUCAGAGAAUGCCUGUUCUAGCAACUUGGAUCGCUUCUUGGAGUCCACAACUCCGUCGAUUUCUGCUCAAUAUUUCUUUAAGGAAACAAUGGGACGGUGCAAGACAAGCGAUGUCGAGUGUCAGCCCUACUUUACUUUGGCGGAGCUCUGGGAUUCCUUCAAGGAAUGGAGCGCAUACGGGGCCAGCGUUCCUUUGGUUCUGAAUGGUAGCGAUUGCGUCGUUCAGUACUAUGUGCCAUAUUUGUCGGGCAUUCAGUUAUAUGGUAAAUCUACAGGGAGAUUUGGUGAAAAGAGUGAUUCUGAAAGUUCGAAAGACUUCACUAGUGAUGAGUUUUCAAGAAAUAAUGUUGAAACAGUAGCUUCUGAUGGUAUGCUGCUUUUUGAGUUCCUUGAGGAGAAUACUCCACACAGUCGGGAACCUCUAACCAGCAAGAUUUCAGAUCUUUCCCAUCACUUCCCCGAAUUGAUGUCUCUUAGAAGCUGUGAUUUGUUGUCUACCAGUUGGAUUUCUGUAGCAUGGUAUCCUAUCUAUCGAAUUCCAACUGGGACGACAUUAAAGGAUUUGGAUGCUUGCUUUCUUACUUUCCAUUCUCUUUCAACGCAGAAAAAAGACGAUGAUAAUGCUGCCAGGCCUGUCAUUACUUGUGAGCAGGGGAGCGGCGCCCCGAAGAUCUCUCUUCCCAUCUUCGGGCUCUCUUCCUACAAGUUCAAAGGUUCCACAUGGAAUCGGGAAAGCGACGGCCGGCUCAAAACCCUCUUGCUGCAAGCUGCUGAUAACUGGUUGCAGGUUGCUGGAGUAAAGCUCCCAGAUUUCCUCUUCUUUGCUUCUCAUGGUGCUGGCCUCAAUUGAAGAUGAAGGGAAGCCUUUUUUUUUCCUUUUCCCUUUGUUUUCAUGUGAUUGGUGAUGGGAUAGAAAUGUGAUUUGUGUAGAAAAUUCACAAUUUUGGUAGGCGUUUAGCUGCGUUUGUUUUGAUUCUGUUAAGGAUUUUACACAAAAAUUGUAAAAGAAAGAACAGAUGGAUUGAUAGAAUGUAUGAAGGGGUGGAAACUGGGGGAAUCUAUCUCAUUUGUUGAAGAUUAAAUAAAAA